Messenger RNA from Cadophora gregata, 2091 nucleotides. RefSeq names its product surf-like protein (gene SHY1). NCBI's taxonomy places the organism in Eukaryota, Fungi, Ascomycota, Leotiomycetes, Helotiales, Ploettnerulaceae. Gene Ontology annotation, cellular component: membrane; mitochondrion. The record is from RefSeq and is a predicted model, not a curated record. The transcript is spliced from 4 exons. The coding region runs from base 304 to 1266 and encodes 320 amino acids. Gene Ontology annotation, biological process: mitochondrial respiratory chain complex IV assembly.
GUAUGUUUGUGCUUCGAAAUCUUCAAGAAGUCUCGUGUUGUGUUGAGAAUGCGAGGAGGUUGACAAACUGUAAGGAAUUCGGCCGACUUUGUAGGUAGCGAAGCGAGGCGUACCCUUCGCACUCGAGGCACUGUACGAGUAGGUAAGCUGCCUCGGGGCGGGAUUCCUUGGCAAGGCAAGGACGGCUGUUUGCCGUGUUUGCUCCACGCGAAUUGGCCGCUGCCAAGAGCGAGGAAAGUCAUGCAGGAGCUCCAUUGAGGUUGAGAUACUUUGUUGCUCAACUUUACAGCAAUAACAGGAACGAUGAAUGCUUCAAGCACCUUUUUACGGCAGAGCCGGAGCUUGAAGUCCUAUUCUUCUAGUGUUUCAAGGAAUUUACGGCCAUCGAUCAUUCAGAGCUGUCCAGCAUGCCGGCACAUCUCGCGAAGCACCCCGCGAGCGAAAGCUCAACCAGCAGAUAGUCCUGAUUUCAUGUCCAUAGUAGACAAUCCUCCCAAUCUCGUACGCUCAGGCAAGAGACAUGGCCCGGGCCUUAUAAUACUCGCUCUAAUACCCAUCACUGCCUUCGCAAUGGGAACAUGGCAAGUCCAAAGACUGGACUGGAAAUCUAAACUGAUCGCCAAGUUCGAGGACCGCCUCGUCCGCGACCCUCUUCCCCUCCCGCCGCAAAUCGACCCGAAUGCCAUCCACGACUUCGACUACAGGCGCAUAUACGCCACUGGUAUUUUCAGACAUGAUCAAGAAAUGCUGAUCGGGCCGCGUAUGCACGACGGUACAGAUGGAUAUCUUGUUGUCACGCCGCUGGAGAGGAGAGGGGACGGGACGACAGUGCUGGUCAAUCGGGGCUGGAUACCCAGAAAGUUGAAGGCGCAGGAGAAGAGGCCAGACGGGUUACCGAAGGGGGUUGUUACGGUGGAGGGACUGCUGAGGGAGCCGUGGAAGAAGAACUUUUUCACGCCGGACAAUAAGCCCGAGAAGGGGGAGUUUUAUUUCCCGGAUGUGGUGCAGAUGGCGGGCUUGACAGGGAGUCAGGCCGUUUGGGUUGAGGAGACUAUGGAAUCUGAUCUACUGAAGUCAUGGGACAGAGAAGCCCGUGGCAUUCCAAUUGGCAGACCGGCUGAGGUCAAUCUCAGGAAUAAUCAUACACAGUAUAUAUUUACAUGGUAUGCCCUCGCUGCUGCAACAUCCGUCAUGUUGUGGAUGGUUGUGAAGAAGCCUCCUCAGGAUAUCGCCCGCCGUGUACGCCAAAACAAGGAGUGGUCGUAAAUCAUGAAAUCGUCAUAUCCACUCAUUCCUCUUCCUCGUCUACCUUAUCUAGUUGUCGCCCCUUCUUCAGUUUCGAAGGUGGCACCAUUCGCAAUUCUUGUAAAAGCUCUCUAGGGAGAUUUUUCUGGGCAAGUGAAAAUGGAGUUGUGGUUGCAUUUGUUUGGCGUUGUCUUUACUUGUAUGUUAGAUCUUGAUCAGAACUGGUGUUUCAGAAACACUUACCGAGCCAUGAUUGCGAGAAUGUCACUCUCGUCGAUGGUUUUCCUACCCGCAUGCUUUGCAUAUGCCCCCAAGUCAUCACUGACCUGUUCAAAGAACCAAUCCGAGGCUUGCAUAAUAGCAUCUAAAGUCUCCUUAUUGAUCUUCGCCUUGCUGUUUCCAGAAGUCCGGGCAAAUGUUGUUGCUAGCUUCUUCACUACUCCCGCUGGAAGUGAAGGGUAUGGUAUGCCAUGCUUCGAUAACUUGACCUUUUUCUUCUUUACCACUUUGGCCUGCGCAAUACCGGAACUUUCUGCGUCUUGCAUCGUAGUGUCGACCAUGCUGAUAUCUCCUUGCACCUCCAGCAUGCUCUCUUCUUGAUCCUCGGCAUCCAGCCCGCUCAUCUGUUCUAAGUCAACUUCGCUCUCAUGAUCCUCUUCGAGCUCUUCCUCUUCUGGGCCAUCGUUCUGGCCGUCAUCGAAUAUUGGCUCUUCGGAGACUUCUCUUGGCGGUACAUUGAAGACGAAAGUAGUCUCUGUAUCAUCCGCUGGUAUCGCUGCUGGUCUUAUGUCACUUUCUCGACGAGAUGCCAAUGACAGGCGUCCAUCUCCUAGUUCAAUCCGUCUC